Molecule: messenger RNA, 606 nt
Organism: Papaver somniferum (opium poppy)
Lineage: Eukaryota; Viridiplantae; Streptophyta; Magnoliopsida; Ranunculales; Papaveraceae
Exons: 1
Coding region: 1-606 (201 amino acids)
Source: RefSeq, a predicted model, not a curated record
AUGUGUGAUUUCCCUUUAGCUUGUGGACCUUACAGUAUAUGUACUCUAUCCAAUACUUGUCAAUGCAUCCAGUUUUCAGAGAAGGCUGCUAACCCAGUGGCAGUGCAAUCUGAUUGCAACGUGGGUUUUUCUGGCGAGUUCUGUGGCAAAACUGAACCCGUUGAGAUGAUUGAGAUAAAGGGUGUUGGAAGUAUCCUGAGAAGUCCUCAAGUUUUUAAUGUCAGGAAAGAUGUUUGCCUGAGUAUGUGCAUUGAUGAUUGUACCUGUGUUGCUCUGUUAUACUCCGAUAAGGGUGUGGGCAUUCAUGCCGGAGAUGUUUGUCAGCGGUGUGUUCAUUAUGGUCUUGUCGGGGGUUUAAAACAAAUGGACGAAGAAGAGGUGGCUAUAAAUAUGUGGAGUUACUGGGUUAAGGCUCCCAAGGGAAUUGUUGGAACAGAGGGCAAAAACUCAGUUUUAAAGAGAUGGCUUCUGAUCAUGGGAGGGGUGGUUGAUGUAUUCAUCAUUCUUCUUGUUAUGGGUGGGUUUGGGUAUUAUUAUCUUGUAAUUAGAAAGAGAAGGACGAGAAAUGAAAAUACCAUCACAUCAAUUUUCGCAGAAAAUCAUUAA